AUGACGCUCCGCGCCGAGAUCAUCUUUGAGACGGUCUUGGUUCGUAUCGAGAAGCAAGUGGAACUCCCAGUCGCGCCGCCGCUCUCUACGUCGCCGAAGCAGUACCAAGACGCGCUCGACCUUGCGUACGUUUUCGAUGUCUCGGCGUGCAUUGACGUCCCGUUUGCGUAG
Saprolegnia parasitica CBS 223.65 is the source of this 171-nucleotide messenger RNA. RefSeq lists its product as hypothetical. Bases 1 to 171 code for a protein of 56 amino acids. Lineage: Eukaryota; Oomycota; Saprolegniomycetes; Saprolegniales; Saprolegniaceae. The transcript has 2 exons. The record is from RefSeq and is a predicted model, not a curated record.